AAGACAUGUUGCGCUUGUAGUGAAUGGCUCGAUUAGAGCCAGUAUUUCGGGGGUUUUAGUUGUGUUUUGUACAUAUUUUUCUGUAUUUAAUCACGGGGGAUCUUACGAACUCAAGUCUUUCAAACCUGGAAUCAAUUCUGAUGAGAUCAUAUUGUAAAUAGAGUGUUAGAAAUUGAAGACUUAGGGUAAACUCUGCCAGGCGAUCACGGAGAUCUCACACAGGAGUCCAAAUAUAAACAUCGACAAUCUGCUCGACAGUUUCUAGCAGGUUGACAUGAACUACUGAUGCAAGAAGAGCCCCCUCAUUACAGCGCUAAAAUCAGUGCAUUCAGUAAUUUCAAGAAGAUAAAGGUAGAGGGGGCUUGUCCAAGUCAGCAUGUAGUUGUGGGGGCUAACCUGUACCCCAGCCCUCCACUACACCUGGAGCUAGCCCAGCUUCCUUAUGGAGCAGUGCCACAAGGAAACGAAUACGCAAAUAUCCAAGGGAUGCCUCAAAACUAUAUACGAGCCUCCACCAUUAAACUCUACAACACAUAUCAGCGAUGUGGAUUAAAACGUAAAAACGACGACGAGUCCCACAUGCAGCUUACAGAGGCCCAGCCAGUAUCAAGGGAGGAUGACAGUACUACCAAUACCACCGCAACCACCACCACCAACAACAACAACAAUGCUACGGCCACAACCUCUACCAAGGCCUCCUCAAACAACGAGGGUGACUACCAGCUGGUGCAGCAUGAAGUUCUCUACUCCAUGACCAAUGCCUAUGAGGUGCUGGAAUUUCUUGGCCGUGGAACCUUUGGUCAGGUUGUCAAGUGCUGGAAGAAAGGGACCAAUGAAAUAGUGGCGAUCAAGAUCCUCAAGAACCACCCUUCCUAUGCUCGACAAGGUCAGAUUGAAGUCAGCAUUCUCUCGCGCCUAAUGCAAGAAAAUGCAGACGAAUUCAACUUUGUUCGAGCCCAUGAAUGCUUUCAGCAUAAAAACCACACUUGUCUGGUGUUUGAAAUGCUGGAGCAGAACCUCUAUGACUUUCUCAAACAGAAUAAGUUUCAGCCGUUACCACUGAAGUUCAUCCGUCCCAUAACACAGCAAGUGCUGACGGCUCUACUGAAGCUUAAGAACCUGGGUCUGAUCCAUGCAGACCUCAAACCAGAAAACAUCAUGUUGGUCGACCCGGUGCGCUUUCCAUACAGGGUCAAGGUCAUUGAUUUUGGAUCAGCCAGUCAUGUGUCUAAGGCAAUUUGCUCCACCUAUCUCCAGUCUCGUUACUACAGGGCACCAGAGAUUCUUCUGGGCUUACCCUUCUGUGAGGCAAUAGACAUGUGGUCCCUUGGCUGUGUAAUAGCUGAACUGUUCCUGGGCUGGCCCCUCUACCCCGGCUCCUCCGAGUAUGACCAGAUUCGGUAUGUCUCCCAAACACAGGGCCUUCCAGCUGAGCACAUGCUCAGUGCCGCCACGAAAACGCCACGCUUCUUCAACCGGGAAACACGGGAGGCUGGGUACCCAUUCUGGCGACUUAAGACACCUGAAGAACAUGAAGCAGAAACCAAGAUAAAGUCAAAAGAAGCCAGAAAAUACAUUUUUAACUGUUUAGAUGACAUGGCACAGAUCAAUGUUCCAACGGACUUGGAGGGCAGUGAGCUGUUAGCAGAGAAGGUGGACCGACGAGAGUUUAUCGACCUUUUGAAGCGGAUGCUGACACUGGACCAAGAGCGACGAAUCACUCCAGGGGAGGCUCUAAACCACCCGUUUAUUAUGAUGUCACAUCUGAUGGACUACGCCCACUGUAACAUUGUGAAGCAGGGAGUACAGAGUAUGGAGAUUUGUCGCCGGCCUGGUCUCACGGUUUAUGACAACUUGAACCAGAAUUCCAGCACAAUGAUGACCAACUUUGUACCUUCUACGUCUGGCAACAUCACCGUCACCUUCAACAACCAAUUGAAUGCCUUACAUUCUCAGGUAAGGCACUCACAGCUACCAGCUCAAGCAAUGACGGGUCCGAGUCACCAAGCUACAGACAUCUCGUAUCUGGGGUAUGUGCAACCCGGUCCCUAUCUGCCAUAUCAGCCUGCACAGAUGACCCAACAGCUAGGGCAGCCCCUCCCUUCCCAGCGCUCGACCACCCACUUCGGUCGCUCAGACCCCUUCAGACAACAGCUCUGUAUGCCCUCCCUUGUUGUGCCAGCAACAAUGCAAGGACUAAAUUCACCCACAAGAUACAACGCUGUUCCCAUGGUUACCCAAGCGCCACAAACUCUGCAGCUGCAGCCCCAGCUGAUCACUCAAUCCGUGUCCUCACACCACCUGACCCCCGUCACAAUGUUAGAGACCCCACGUCAAGUCCUAAUGACCAAUGCGACCGUGAACUCAUGGUCAGGGAGUCGCCCUGUGCUGGUGAGUUCCUGGCAGCAGUUGCCAGGGCUGGCCUCUCAGCGACCCCUCCCCCAGACCAUGGUGGCAGACCCCCUAGCUGCACAGUCUGUGCCUGAAAACUGGCGUCGAUCCAUCGUGCUAGGAGAGGGUCUGGAUCAGGGGCCCACUCUACUACCUGUGGGUUCUGGCUCCCAGCAGUGGAACCUAGGAGUGUUGCCCAGCUCAUAUGGACUCAGCUCCCUCGCCGCUACUCAGACUGCAAAGCGCCACACAAGACACAGGUCAACAAAAGAGAUGACUUCCACUCAGCUUUCUCCGGUGAAAAAACGUGUGAAAGAGAACACCCCUCCUGAGCUGGACAUUGCCAUGGCAAGGGAGGAAACUCUGCAUGUCUCAAACUGGCCCAACACCAUUCACCACAAGCCCAUGUCAUCAGCAAGCCGGACCCAAAGGGAACAUCGUCAGCAGACAAUUGUGAUUGCAGAUACGCCAAGCCCUGCUGUCAGCGUCAUCACUAUCAGUUCAGACAGUGAAGAUGACAGUGAUCAUAUAGUUACAGCACCUAAGGCCACCAAAGAGUAUCACCAGGAAGUGAGGAGCAGCUACAAGUACAGCAGUCAGAAUUUCACCCAUUCCAGCAGUGACAAGAGUUCCACCUCACAUACUCAGCAGGCCAAAGGUGGAGUAAGGGGAGGGCGACCCCCAGUGAAGUGUCUGACAGUUCAGGACAGCCCAGACUCAGAAGUGAAGACUAGCCGCCAAGGCCACCACAAACACAUGUCCUUCACCCCAAUCAAACAUGAGGAAGGGGAGCGCAGUCAAACCAGCCUGCUGAGGGGAAGCAGCUGCAGCCUGGGCAGCCAGCUAAUAGGAGCAGACAGCCAGGCCAUGGCCAUGGUAGCACCUGCGGUCAUCAGUGACAGCCUGGCCCUCGGGCCCAGCCAUGACCCGGCCAAACAGUUGCUCACUCACAUUCCCAAACAGGAGAGUUUGGUCUGUGCAGACAGAACACACCGCAUCAGAUCCCCACGGCCAGAAGCUCGCCUCCCGCCUCUAGAGGUAGAAGUCCCAACAUCAUACACUCAUGGCAAAAUGGCUUUCAUUUCUCCAACUGUGCGACAGCCAACCCACAGCCAGCAUAGAGUGCACACUAACCCCACCAAUCCCAGUCUCGCAUCCAACCCAGGCUGCAGCAACCAACAGUGUAACAACAGCAGCAGCAGCUCAGCCAGCCAGUGUCAGAAGCAGAGGUCGUGUAAUGUGAAUUUCGUGAAUCGUCCAAUGGUGGGAGGGAAGCUGCCAUCCCCUGUACAGCAGUGUGCUCCCUUGGGCCAGGCCAUGUUUCUCGCCACAGCUACACAGCCUGUUGAGGUUCAGAGGGAUUACCGACGGCCUCCCCAGUUACAGGGCAGUCCCAUCCACCACUACAUUGUGCCAGCACACCAACAGCCCCAUGUUGCCAUCCCAGGCCCAGGACAGUUUGGGCCGUUCUCUCCAGGCAUGGCCCCGCCUCCUGCCCACCAGAGCCCACGGCACGUCCAGUACACAGCUCACCCCCUCCCUGCCCACGUCCACCUUCAGGCCGGCACCUAUCCUGCCCCUCUACCACCCCAGUACACAAACUCUAGCUACAUCAACUCCACAGCCCCUGCCAGUAUCUACGCAGCCUACCCACUUAGCCCUACCAAAACACGGCAGUACCAGUAUUUGUACCAGACCUACCCAGCCGAGUAGCGAUGUCUGCCUGUCACAGCAUUUCGGUCACUCCUCACCUGUGUAUAUAAGCAUAUGUUACCUCAGACUUUGAAAGUGAAACUGUCAUAUACUGGCUGAAGCCACAGCUUGCUGUCACAGCUGUGCUGUUUUCUGCGGUCACUAGUCAGUGGGUGGGGUAGCAGGAAUUUUGGCUGAGCAUCCUAGAACUGAUCGUAAGAAAGGGCUGUGUAACGUGGUUGUGAAUUUGGGUAGAUGUCUAAGAGUCUUGUUUGACUCAAAAGACAGGUAAACUGGCCAGAGGAUAAGGUCACUUGGAGUGAGAAGUGCUGGAAAGUGAGGGGAAAUAGCUGUUGUGUGUAGAUGGUUAAUCAAUUUUACCUGUAUUCGAGAAUUGUAAGAUUAGAAAAAACAUUUCAGGUGUGCAGUUAGAGGAAGGUUACUCUGGCUUUUUUUGUUUUGAAGUUGUGUUAUGAUGUUUUUGGUGUUAAAAAGCGUGACACUGACCACUGGAAACAUUUCGUAUUUUGUGAUUUUCAUAUAUAUAGGAUUAAUCUAUAUUCAUUACUUGAGCAACUUGAUAUUGUACGAAUGACUAUUGUGAAUUGCAUUAAGCUGUUGUUUGACAAUCUAUGUUAUGAUAUCACUGUAUUUUUCCUCCCCUAUUUUCUUCAGUCGCACUGCCUUUCUCACCUAAUCAGUACCCAUCAGUUGUGCAGUGCUCAGAUCACACACAUGCUAAUGUCCAACUUCAGAUUACUAAGUGCAUUGUGACUGGUACAAUUCCAUUUGAAAUCAAUGUUUCACAGUUGUUACUUAAUCGUAGAAAAUUGUUACAAAUUCUGUAAAUAUUUAUAUAUACGUAUAAAUAUACAUAUUAUAUAUUUGUAUAGUGCAUUGAAUACAAUGGCUGAUGGGAGUGUACAUGAUAGGUAUUUAUAUAAUCAUUUUCUCAUAUAACAAUUUGUAUAGUUCUACCCAUUUGGGAAUCAUUUGUGGGCUUUGUAUCCUUAAAUGUUAGUUAGUGAAGUAGUUGCUUUAUGUCAACUUCUAUCUUGUUUUGUGUUUUGAUAAUUAGAAGAUUUGCCGGCUCACAGUGGCAAAGAGAAUAGCUGUGUAUUUUUCUGGUGUAUAGUGGAAAGUUGGUUUUGUGUUCCCUAUUGUACUGCUGUAGUGGUACGUGGUGUGUUUGUGGGUGGGGAAGUGUUGUGAGUGUGCUAUUUGAUGUGUCACAUGGACCAGCUGUUUGGAGGAGGUCUGGGGCAGUAACAGCCCCAACAACCUCCAGAAUCAGGUCUUCGAAGUGCACAAGAACUGGAACCAACCCAGACAUGUCAAUUCUUGUUAUAUGCACAUAAAUUUACUUGUGAUAUUCAGAUUAAAAACAAAAAUUAUCCUAUAAAUUUGAUAUCCUAACCAAAGCUAGGGAGUGUGCUAUAUUAGUGGUGUAGAUUUAGAGACAGUCAAGUCUGGGUACAUAUUAUGUAAUCAAACUACUUGCCAGUAUUUGGGAUCUUGUCUUUCAAGAAGAUCAAUAUUCAGUUUCAUGUACACUAUUAACCUUCAUGCAACCGGUCACCUGGGGGAGAGUAUUGUCAUAGUGACAUUCAUCACAAACACUCACCAACUUAUCAGGUGAAAACUUUAGUGCAGUGUAUGUAAUGUGAGAUUUGCCACUUCAACUUAGAGCCAAGUAUUUGAACCAGAUUGUUCCGCCUAUACACUUUUGGAGGAGGGUCCAACACUUUGUGCAUUAUUACUCCCAUACAUUUCACAUUGUUAAUUUUCAUUUCUCUCUUUGAUUUUGUUACAUUAAGAUAGAUGUACCACUGGUAGGUUUGUCUUACACUGGUGGUCUUGUAUCUUUUUACUCGGUACACAUCACAUUUCAUAGACUUCAAAGUUUACAUAGUAGGCUUAUUCGUGUAGUUGCCACAGUUUACUUAGUAUUUCUACAAUGUUGGUGGUAGGCUCCUGUUUUUCUCUGUUGCCUGUUUGUUAUGGACUGGACAUAGAUAUUGUCAGUACUUGUUAAUUAUAGUGUAGUUAGAAAUAGAUUGACUGGAUGUGGUAAUGUACUUACUCGGGACAUGUAUGGUGUAGGGAAACCUUCAAGCCCUGGCUUGUUUGUAAAGCCACCUAGCUCCAAGGUUGUCUUAAAGCCUUGUAUUAUAAUCAUAUUUAUGCAGUCAAUUUAUCUUUUGACAUUUCCGAUUUUGCUGUUUCAACAUUGAAUUAAUAUAAUGGUAUUAAUUUGCAAUUGAUCAUCAAUGACAAGAUUGUGCACAGAAUAAGAAUCUGUAUGUAUUGAAUUUAAAUUUGUUUUAUUGGGCAGGUUAUUUUACGCAUGUUAUUUUUCUGUAGGUUCAGGUGAUUCGGGUCUGCUUCAUCUUUGUGAUUUGUCCAAUGCCUCACCUCUUAUAAAAAUGGGCUUGGCCUCUGUAAUGUGUACAAACCAAUGAGUUAUCAUUUUGGUGCUAAAAGUAGAUUUAAAAGAACAUUUCAGUGACUCGAAUCUAAACUUUUGGAACACCUGGAUUAACAUCUGCUGGUCAAAAAACCCCUGUUGUGGCUGUGCAGUGUAUGGUUUAUAUCAUGUCAUCUGUCUGUCUGUUAGUCAGAGACACUGCAGGGCUGUCAUCCAGCAUUUCACAGGUUGGCAUCUCAUCAAGAAACAUGUGUUCUCCUAACAAAAGUGUACUGGGUACUAGGUAUACCGGUAUAUAGUGUUGCGUUUCAUUAGUCACUUGUGUAUUAUAAAUGCCAUUUCCAUUGUCCGUCAUUGUACAUUCGUCACAUAGGACUGGAUAUACCUCUAACUGCUUACUCAGCAUGUACACAGUUUCAUGUGAUGUUCACAUAGUGUUAGUGCGCUCGUGUCCAGCUUGUAUUUGACACCACACUUACAUUUAAUUCCCCAGUUUGAUUCAUUCAGUAGCUUUCUGUCUUUGCCUGUGCAGAAUAAUAGUACAGUUUAUUUACUACUAGUGAGAAUGACAUGGAUUGAAUUAGUCUAUCUGAUCUCACGGAAUUUCUGUGGUCUUGUUAUGUAAUCAGUGUCACCUAUCUUUGCAUUUAUCUAUAUUCUUUUUGUUUGUUGCUGUGUAUCUUUUAUUUAUGUCACAUAUAUACUUGAAACUUGUCAUUUAAGGCACAUGAUUAUUAUGUUAUUUUAUCCAGCACUUGGUGUGGUAUAGACGUUUUUGUUUGAUGUUUUUUGUUUUGU
Liolophura sinensis is the source of this 7309-nucleotide messenger RNA. RefSeq names its product homeodomain-interacting protein kinase 2-like. Gene Ontology annotation, cellular component: nucleus; cytoplasm. The record is from RefSeq and is a predicted model, not a curated record. The transcript is spliced from 16 exons. Bases 286 to 4104 code for a protein of 1272 amino acids. Gene Ontology annotation, molecular function: protein serine/threonine kinase activity; protein tyrosine kinase activity; ATP binding. Lineage: Eukaryota; Metazoa; Mollusca; Polyplacophora; Chitonida; Chitonidae. Gene Ontology annotation, biological process: peptidyl-threonine phosphorylation; peptidyl-serine phosphorylation.